Molecule: messenger RNA, 504 nt
Organism: Fomitopsis serialis
Lineage: Eukaryota; Fungi; Basidiomycota; Agaricomycetes; Polyporales; Fomitopsidaceae
Exons: 4
Coding region: 1-417 (138 amino acids)
Source: RefSeq, a predicted model, not a curated record
AUGAGUAUGGUUGUCAUUGCCUUGGUCUUGCCUCCAUCCAAAAGCUUGUCCGGAGGCGACAUAGCAGCAAUAUACAAAUGUAUGAUUGAGUUCAAGUUGCAAGGUCUCGUCGAAGUGACGUGCCAUCGGCGACUCGACUACAUUGUACAGGCUAAUUCGACAAUAAGAAAGGGAGGCAUAUGCGAACAUUUGCGAAGUAGGUCUGUGGUUAGAAGAGAUCCUCAUACUGGAGGUCCUGCUCCCCGGUCGCCCGCCCAAUGUCCUCCCAGUCGUCGGUCGCCACUGGAACAAGCCCAGACGAAAGGAAAUCGCUGCUAUCCCAAACAGUGUCUAUGUCUGGGAGCGCACUGGUGGCUCCCUUCGUUGGGGACGCUUCAGGAUCGACAUUUUCUUUCUCCGUGGCUGUCGGUGGAGUAGCCUCAGGUGGCGACGCUGCGUCGGGCCCACAAGCUGUCGGGGUCGUUGGGCUGUGGGGCUCGUGACUACCACCAUUGGACUGAUGAG